This is a messenger RNA of Aquila chrysaetos chrysaetos, 5682 nucleotides long. RefSeq names its product calcitonin receptor like receptor (gene CALCRL). Gene Ontology annotation, biological process: cell surface receptor signaling pathway; adenylate cyclase-activating G protein-coupled receptor signaling pathway; angiogenesis. The coding region runs from base 685 to 2142 and encodes 485 amino acids. Gene Ontology annotation, cellular component: plasma membrane. Gene Ontology annotation, molecular function: calcitonin receptor activity; calcitonin gene-related peptide receptor activity; adrenomedullin receptor activity. The transcript has 14 exons. The record is from RefSeq and is a predicted model, not a curated record. Lineage: Eukaryota; Metazoa; Chordata; Aves; Accipitriformes; Accipitridae.
ACUUACAUUAUACCAAAGAAAGUUCUCGUGCAUUCAUUUUGUAGUAACAGUGAUUUAAAAAGUGAUCCAUUGUGGGAUCUCUUAUGUCAUUGUUGAGACAGGAAAAGACUUCAUGGUUAUAGCAUCUCCACAGUACCUCUACUUCGGUUGACUAAGAAAACAUUACAAAAUUAUUCAUCUUUUAGGCUUGUUACUUAGUGCAAUGAGAAUGAAGACUGGAAUGUUGUAGACUCUAUAAAAACUGAUCUGAUUACAGUUGGAGAUUUGAUCUGAGAGUGUGCACACUUCUUGGUGUGUGUACUAGGUUUGGCCACCAUACCAGUUAUCCAGCUGUCUUCCUGUCUUGUUUUUUUAUAGCGCCGUGGUGCAUUGAAUUAGUUUUUCCCUUAAAAAGUCCAAACUGCAAUGUGAUCUGAUCUUCAUCAACUCCACAAGAAGUUUUUUUUGUGCCCUUCUACUUCAUUCACCACUUUUCAUUCCUGUAUCGCCAAUAUCUGCAGAACAACCAAACGCAAGAAUAAGAUAAAAAGACCUGUGCAUUUCUCAAAGAAUCUGCCCCGGUUGCUUUGGAGGAAAUAUGCAGGGUGGUGUGAAAUUUCUCCCACUUUGUGGGAUGGGAGCCAACAAGCCGAAGCAAUUUUACAGAGGUUUGAUGAGCUUCCCUGUAUCAUCUGACCUGCAAUAAUGUGUUUGAGUUCAUUCAACUACAAUAUAAAAUUCGCUGCACCAGAUGUAAAAAUGACAAAAAACUGGAUCACAUCUUUGCUGUUCUUCUUAUCAGUUACUAUGUUUUUUGCCACUGCUAUACCAUCUGAAGGGCAUCAGAAUAUGACAGAGGACUUCGCUCAACUGAGUGUUACACGGAAUAAAAUUAUGACAGCACAGUAUGAAUGCUACCAGAAAAUUAUGCAAGAUCCUAUUCAUAGGAAAGAAGGUCCUUACUGUAACAGGACAUGGGAUGGCUGGUUGUGCUGGAGUGAUGUUGCUGCCGGAACUGUGUCAGUACAGCGUUGUCCUGACUACUUUCAGGAUUUCAACCCAUCAGAAAAAGUUACGAAGAUCUGUGAUCCAAGUGGGAAUUGGUUUAGACAUCCAGAAAGCAACAGGACGUGGACAAACUAUACCCAGUGUAAUAUCUAUACACAUGAAAAAGUGAAGACUGCUCUGAAUUUGUAUUACUUGGCCAUCAUUGGACAUGGUCUUUCAAUUGCAUCGCUUCUGAUUUCUCUUGGCAUAUUCUUUUAUUUUAAGAGCUUGAGUUGCCAAAGGAUUACCCUGCAUAAAAAUCUAUUUUUCUCUUUUGUUUGCAACUCUGUUGUAACAAUAAUUUCACUGACUGCAGUUGCCAACAAUCAGGAGUUAGUUGCAACUAAUCCAGUUAGUUGCAAAGUGUCACAGUUCAUCUACCUGUACCUAAUGGGUUGCAACUACUUUUGGAUGCUGUGUGAAGGCAUUUACCUGCAUACUCUCAUUGUGGUGGCUGUUUUUGCUGAGAAACAACACUUGAUGUGGUAUUACCUUCUUGGCUGGGGUUUUCCACUGAUCCCUGCCUGCAUACAUGCCGUUGCUAGAAGUUUAUAUUAUAAUGACAAUUGUUGGAUCAGCUCUGAUACUCAUCUGCUGUACAUCAUCCAUGGACCUAUUUGUGCUGCUCUGCUGGUGAAUCUUUUCUUCCUGCUAAAUAUCGUUCGUGUUCUCAUAACCAAGCUGAAAGACACCCACAAGGCAGAAUCCAACCUGUACAUGAAAGCAGUGAGAGCUACCCUGAUUCUUGUUCCACUACUUGGCAUUGAAUUUGUGCUGUUUCCAUGGCGACCAGAAGGCCGGAUUGCUGAGGAAGUGUAUGACUACGUGAUGCACAUCCUUAUGCACUAUCAGGGUCUACUGGUGGCUACAAUUUUCUGCUUCUUUAAUGGAGAGGUCCAAGCUGUUUUGAGAAGACACUGGAAUCAGUACAAAAUUCAAUUUGAGCACAGCUUCAGCCACUCGGAUGCUAUGCGCACCGCUUCCUACACCGUAUCGUCAAUCAGUGAUGUUCAAGGCUACAGCUACAAUCACGACUGCACCAGUGAACAUUUAAAUGGGAAGGGCUACCAUGACAUGGAGAGUGUUGUUUUAAAAACUGAAAAGCUGUAUGGUUGACUGCCAAAGGUUCGGCAUAUGCCAGUGUGCUUACCCUCGUGAACUCCAAGUGUGAUUUAAUGGCUUCCUGGCCAGAAGAUUUUACCUAACUUGGGAUAUGUUAUUCUCCUGAAUGAUGCAAACUAAACCAAUGUGUUUUUUCUUAUGUAUGUAUAUAUAUGCAUAUAUACAUAUGUUUGUGGUUUUGUAUCUAUAUAGUAUGGACAUCUGUACAUAUAUAUAUAUAUAUGUAUGUGCAUUUAUAUAAGGAUACAAACUUUGCCUCUUCAGUUUCUACUGUGUAGACAAAGUUGGCAAUUUUUUGUACAACGGGAAUCAAUGGAGGAUUUCUUAUUUUCUUGGAAGUUUGUAUAAGACUGUGUUGUGUUGAAGCCACUUCAUUUGCCUAUAGAAUCUUGGAGUGUAAAUACCAUACUGUAUUGUCUUAAUUCAACCUAAAAUAGAACAAAGGAAAAUGGUUAAAGUAGGUGCAAUGAUAACUAUAGAUUGUCCAGGUUAAUUUUGUGUCCAGUAUUUGACUGUCAGAAAAGCCUAACAUGUAGUCUGAGAUAACAGACUCGAAGAUAUUGAUGGUUUGGUUUGGUUUGGUCAGGUUGUUUUUUCCACUAUUUUAAACCAAGCAUAGAGACACCAGUGCAAGUCUGAGACUCUACUUCUGUACUGCAAUGUAAUAUUUUACAGCAAGCUUUGAGCAAUUUUAUUUAAACUAUUUUUGCAUAUACAGGAGUGUCUCCUUCUCCUCAAGUUUAUGGAAGUUUCUUAUUGGCUUUAACACAGACAAGAUCAAUGAGGCCUUACUGCCAGAAAGAAAAGUAGUAACCUGUGUAACUGUAAAUCCUUCCAGACACUAACACAUAGUUGAAGCUGAUGGAACUUCACUGUGUGCUUAAGGAAUUUACUCAAGAUCAUGUACAGAAUUUGUUGUAGUCAUGUAGGUUUGUUUUAUUUUUAAGUAUUUCCCUGGCCAUAUGCUUGAUAAUUUAUUCUUUCAUUCUUGGGGCAAAGUUUUGAUUAAUUUUGUGGGGGUUUUUUUGUCUGAGAAAAGCAUGCAAGACUGAACGCAAUGCAAAUGACAUACUACAUUUAAAGCCAGUGUAUGACAUUCAGACUAACCAAGCAAAUUAGUAAAUGUCAGUAUUUGGAAAAAUCCACCAUAAAGUUUGUCUUAUAAAAGUUCAAAACAUUAUGGAUUGAGAAUUUUAAUAUUAUUUUGGAGUGCUUGACUCUGAAUCUCUAUCUAUCUAUCUAUCAUCUCAGUUACUUAGCUUAGAACAGUACUUCAGAAGUUGUUUCUUUGGUUCUACUGCUGAAUAAAGGUCUCACUGAAAAUAAGGAGGUUGUCAGGAAGGUCUUGAGAAAAUGUGUCUUUAUAGCAAUCUAUGUUUUCAUAAAUCUUUAUGCUUUACAGAAAGAGUAGUUUUCUUAAGUGAAAUGACAAAAAUGCUCAAGAAUAAGGGCAUGAUAUGAGUUUAGAAAAGUCUUACUAAAAAUCACAAAAGUAGAAAAAGUUUUUAUUUUGCAGAUAAGUCUACUUCAAGUGGGGAAAAAACAAAAUGAAGAAAAGUAGAUGCUGGAGUUGAUAGACUAUUAUGCUAAUUAAUGCACAUCUGAUGCAUAUAAGCUGGUGAAAAAAAAUGAAAGGCAGUUCUUUCUGAGGCCAUUUCAGUUUUAAAUACUUAAUUUUGUAUAUGAACAACUUGAUUUUAACAUUCAAACAUUUUUGGCAGUAGCCUUUCUGUAAGCUUCAUUAGCAUCUAGUUAAUUUGCUGUCACAGUGGUUAUUGGUUUGUGACUUCAUAAGGCUUUAAAUGCUUUCUAUUUAGAAGGAAAACAUUAGGAGGAUGCGGUAAGUUCACACCACUUUCUGUAGUUUUUUUACAGUUCUUGUGUCAGGAGUUUGAAUUUAGAAGGUGUUUUAUUAUCAAGAUUUCUGUUCUUCUGCAAGGCUGGUUGAUUGAUGGGAAUGAUUUGAAAAAUUGGUUGGAUUUUGCACUUUACUUUAGAAUAGUGUGAAAUCUGGCGAUCAGAUGUCACAACCUCUUAAAUUGUAAGAAUACAGUAGGGGUAUCUGCUACAACAUGAUUAGAGGUUACUUACAGCUCUGCUUGCUGAUCUGUGUAGUGUUACUUAAAAUCUGUGCAAUGUUCUGAAAAUAUUAGUGGUGCAGAAAAUCCCCGCUCUGCUAUAGCAGCUUUACACUUGGGGGACCAGAUCUUCAGCUGGUAUAAAUCUCUCUUGAGUUCCAUUUUCAGAAUCAAUGCGUACCAGCUGAGAAUCAAAGCCCAGGCAGAUAUCUGUCCAUUCAAAAGUGCUUUGAAAUCCUUUAUGGCAUAUUAUCAGACAAUUAUUUCAAUGGUACCUGGUAGGUUGUUGUAAUUAAAACCUAUGUGACAGUUUAGAGUGUGAUACAAUAUUAGAUUUUGAAUUAAGCUUCCUUCUCAGCUAGGCAGUUCAAAUUUUAUAGCCUAUAAAUUUUUAUCAUUUAAUGCAAAGUACUAGUUGCUAAUUGCUCCCUGUCCUCUGUUAGAGAAACUUUGUAAUGGUAAUUUAGAAGGGAAAAUUGGUUUUACACAGAAAUCAUCCUACUUCUAGGUGGACAAUCACAGCAUGCUUCUAGGCACACAUCUGUCUUCACUUUGGAAAAGAAACACACAUCCAGCUGGAUGUGCAAGAAAAUGUUUGCGGCUGUGGAGGGUUACACGGCAUAGGAGGGCUACAUUUCCCCCAUCCUCAGGAGGCUAGUUCCUAUUUUGCGUUGGAAAAUAUAAAUUCCCUGUUUUGUCUUCCUACCUCACCUUUUUCAGUUCCUACACAACCAAGAGAAGGGUCUGUUUCUUCAAAUGUUUUUCUGUCACAAUAAAUUAAAUUCAAAUCCUUAUGCUGAUUUCUCAUGGCUUAUUUUCUACUUUACAGAAUGUUGUAGUCCUUAUCUGUAUUCUCUGGGAUGGAAGUAAACUCUGUUUUGGUGGGGCUGUGAGAUUCCUUUGAACAUGCAAACAGUUACCUGUUGUUAUUUGCUCUUUAUUUUUUUGUUGUUGUUUAGUGAGGAUUUAUUGUAUCAAUCUACAGGGGCUACAGCAAUAGUUGUCUUAUAUUUGGUAUCUGUAAUACCAGCAUGUUAGCAUUCUAUGAGAGGGAAUGUCUAUUUUUCAUGCUACUGUCUUCAGUUAAUAAAAUGCUCCAUUGCAGGGUCCUCUCUGUUGUUAGUUUGUUUGUUUUAAUGUUAGCAUUUUUGCUGUGUGUUUUUUCCAUUGUGAUGAUCUACUACAGUAUUUGGCUGUAGAAAUGCUGCAACAUGUACUCCUUUUCAUGUCAUGAAAGUUUUGGGCUGGAAACCAGGCAACAUCAAGUAUUGUACUAUGUAAAUAAGAUAAAUAGAAGCUAUAGCAUUGUAUUUAUUGCUUACACUAAAAAUGAAAGGGAAAAAAUGUGAAAUUUUUCGGUUGUGCUUUAUUUUCACUUUGUUCAUAUGAAUCAUCAUGCAUUUUAAUUGCUGAAAGAACUAUUAUGUUUGUGAUCAAUAAAAUAUUACUACAUUUA